Molecule: messenger RNA, 3492 nt
Organism: Prionailurus viverrinus (fishing cat)
Lineage: Eukaryota; Metazoa; Chordata; Mammalia; Carnivora; Felidae
Gene: TTYH2
Product: tweety family member 2
Exons: 14
Coding region: 30-1634 (534 amino acids)
Cellular component (GO): plasma membrane
Molecular function (GO): intracellularly calcium-gated chloride channel activity; volume-sensitive chloride channel activity
Source: RefSeq, a predicted model, not a curated record
GCAGGAGGCGGGCGCACUCGGGUCGAGCCAUGCUGGCCGCGCGCGUGGAGUACGUCGCGCCCUGGUGGGUGGCGUGGCUGCACAGCGUCCCUCACCUGGGCCUGCGCCUGCAGCCGGUGGACAGCACAUUCAACCCCCGCGAUGAGAGUUACCGGGAGUCACUGAUGUUCCUGGGGCUGGUGGCCGCCGUCUGCCUGGGCCUGAACCUCAUCUUCCUCGCGGCAUACGUGGUCUGUGCAUGCUGCUGCAGGCGGGACGAGGCCAUACAGACCAAGCGGCGCAACUCCUGCUGUGUCACCUGGACGGCGGUGGUGGCCGGCGUCGUCUGCUGUGCCGCGGUGGGCGUCGGUUUCUAUGGAAACAGCGAGACCAAUGACGGGGUGUACCAGCUGAUCUACUCCCUGGACAACGCGAACCACACCUUCUCGGGGAUAGAUGCACUGGUAUCCGGAACCACCCAGAAGAUGGAGGCAGACCUAGAGCAGCACCUAGCUCGGCUCAGUGAGAUCUUGGCUGCCCGGGGUGAUUAUAUCCAGACGCUGAAGUUCAUGCAGCAGAUGGCGGGCAACAUCAUCGUCCAGCUUUCGGGGCUGCCGGCGUGGAGGGAGGUCACCGCAGAGCUGACCGAGCUGGCCGACGAGACCGGCUACGUGGAGUACUACAGAUGGCUUUCCUACCUCCUCCUCUUCAUCCUGGACCUGCUCAUCUGCCUCGUCGCCUGCCUGGGACUGGCCAGGCGCUCCAGGGGACUCUUGGCCUCGAUGCUGUGCUGCGGGGUGCUGGCUCUGCUCCUCAGCUGGACGUCCUUGGCAGCCGACACGGCUGCAGCAGUGGGCACCAGUGACUUCUGCUCAGCUCCCGACACCUUCAUCCUGAACAUCACAGAGGACCACAUCCGCACAGAGGUGACCCGUUACUACCUAUAUUGCAGUCAGAGCGUAAGCAGCCCCUUCCAGCAGGCACUGACCAUCUUCCAGCGCUCGCUCACCACCAUGCAGAUCCAGGUGGCCGGUCUGCUACAGUUUGCCGUGCCCCUCUUCCCCACGGCGGAGAAAGACCUGCUCGGAAUCCAGCUCCUGUUGAACUCGUCGGAGUCCAGCCUUCACCAGCUGACAGCCAUGCUGGAUUGCCGAGGGCUGCACAAGGACUACCUGGACGCUCUUGCUGGCAUUUGCUACGACGGCAUCGAGGGCUUGCUCUACCUCGGCCUCUUCUCCCUCCUGGCCGCCCUGGCCUUUUCCACCAUGAUCUGCGCGGGGCCGCGGGCCUGGAAGCACUUUACCACCAGGGACAGAGACUAUGAUGACAUCGACGGUGACGACCCUUUCAACCCCCAGGCCCGACGCAUCGCCGCUCACAACCCCCCUCGGGGGCAGCUUCGAAGCUUCUGCAGCUAUAGCAGCGGCCUGGGCAGCCAGACCAGCCUGCAGCCCCCAGCACAGACCAUCUCCAACGCCCCAGUCUCGGAAUACAUGAACCAGGCCAUGCUCUUCGGCGGUAACCCACGCUACGAGAACGUUCCGCUCAUCGGAAGAGGCUCCCCUCCUCCCACGUAUUCUCCCAGCAUGAGGGCCACCUACCUGUCCGUGGCGGAUGAGCACCUGAGGCACUACGGGAAUGAGUUUCCAGCCUAACACGCGUUCCGCAGAGGUUCCUGCCUCCUUGAUCUGUUUUGGUUUUUAAUUAAUGCCAACGCAUGCAUUUCUUCAAUAGAAACCAAAGGCGUCUGGAGACUGGACGCAGGACCACGGGAUUGGCAGGCUCCUGGGGCUACAGAGAAGCAGGGAGAGUCAGCCCGGGCUUGGCUUAGAUUCCCGACCAAAGGCCCAGGCGGACAGAAGACCCGUGACUCGGGCCAGCCUCUCCCUCCUCUGCCCUCCUGUCCACACCGGAAACGCCCGCAGGUGCUUCGCCAUGCCGAAGCAGGGAGCCUUGUUCUGCUCACCCCCACAUCCCACCCUCGCCAGUUGGGGAGCAGCAGUAAGGAGGGUCGGGCGUCACCACCUGAGAGCUGUAUGGUUCUCAUGUCCAGGACCGUGCCUCUUGCUAACACGGCCGGAAGUCCGGGUGACCACCCUCUCUCCUCUCGGCUGCCCACUGAUGGGCGGCAUUUUCCCGGGGAUAAAAACGGAAGAGCUGAUCAGGAGAUGCCUCUAAGGGAGGUGAUGCCCCUGAUGAGAUGAGACACUGUCCAAAUCAGUGCCCUGGAGCCACCAGACGGACUCUCCCUGGACCACAGAGGGAAGGUGUUGGAGAGGCUGUGUGGUGGGUGGUCCCCGGGCUGGGGGACCACAGCUUCGUCCCUCGUAGGCUCCUCGUAGGUGAGAGCCGGGGGCAGUGUGGGUAACAGCAGCCACUCUCUGCUCAUCCUUUGCGCCCUUCCCCGCCUCUCCUCCAUUCCAGAAUCGAUGCUGUGAGUUGGUUCGCCGCAGGUAGGGACAGUCUCAGGUAUUAAUAGACACUUUGAAAGCGACUUUAACUUUUUUUCCUCCCAGUGUUUUGAAUACUUUGAUUAUCCAAAGAAUUGAAGCUCACAGCACAUCCAGUUUUUACAGCAGACUUGGGGCUCACUCCUUACCCCCGGCUGCAGAUUUGUCUGGCAUCGGCCAGGUCUUUAAGCAUCUGCAGGGAGGGAGGGUUUUGAAACAAAGUACAAGAUAAGUGAGACACGCUGUCCCGAGCUGCUGCUCGAUGGGGAUAUGGGUCCAUCCCAGUCGGAGAGGAGGCCCUUUAAAACAGGAAGGAAGCAAAGAGGGACAGCUAACCAGAGUCCCCUGUUCCGGGGAAUGCCCAUGUGAAUUUGCCCCUCCCUUUUGUCUUUGAGCAAGUUUGCGGUAAAAGGUUUCAGCAAAAUGAGACGACUGUGUCUUGACCUGAGACGGGCCUCUUUAAUCCCCCCGACCCCGGACCCAUCCCGUUGUCCUGGGAUGUACCUGCUCGCUGAGAAGGAGCUUGUUGGCCAGGAGAAAAUAAUGACCCACCAUCCUGCCUGCUGAGGAUCCAGGGUUAGGGUCUCUGGUGCUUCUAAUCUCCUGUCAACUCAGAGUGCGAGACACUGAACCCCCACAGCCUUGCCCACCCAAAGCCAGGGGCGUGGGGAGGCGUGGCCUGGAACCAGGGCUCCAUUUCCGUUUGGGAAGAGCCACUUUGCCAUCAAAACACUCACAGCAGAGUGGCUGUCCACGCCCAGCCCCGGCCCCAGGACAGAACAGAGCCACGGGGCAUCCAGGACUCCUGUCUUACCUGCGUUAACCUCGACAUCCCGUGUACCGUAAAUAUAUCUGUGUGGGGCCACGUCGCACGCAGAUAGGAACUCCACGGUGUCAAGAUGUUGCUUCUUAACAUUUUGUGGUUGGCAACUGUAGAGUUGUUUUUAAUGCAUGUAAACUAAACUAGAAUCCUUCGGGUGGUUCCUGAAGGAGCCAGGUGGGCACACUUCUGCUUGGUACAUGUGCGCCCUCACCUGGGGAGAAAUAAACCACUUGUACUAAA